AGCCUCCAUGGUUUCCCGUACGCGGGCGCGAGAUGACGGCCCAGGUGCGAGGAACGGCUGUGUUGGAGUGCAGCGUUAGGGGAGACGCUCCGCUGGCGGUGCAAUGGCGCAGAGACGGCCAAGUCCUGCCACUAAUCGGCUCAAAGUACAGCGUUGAACAAGAACACGGGGAAGAAACCACAAAGUUGAAGUUGAUACUGAAUGACGCAUUGGCUUCUGAUGGCGGAGCCUACGAAUGUCAGGCAUCGAACCUGCAUGGCUCAAACAGCUUGGUUUACUCCCUAGUCGUGCGAGAUGUCCCGUCAGCUCCAAGUGACGUCAAAGUUUCAGAGAAAGGCGCUCGUUUUAUAGCUCUUGAAUGGUCGGCUUCUGCUGAGCAUGCCUCCGUACCUGAAUCAUCAGAUAUCAACUUUAUCGUUUUCUACGCCACCGUUGAAGGUUCAUAUAAAGAAAUAAAAGUCCCGACCAACUUCGCCCGAAUCACCGGUCUUGAUCCCGCGACGCGUUACUUGUUGCGCGUGGCGGCCGAGAACAACGUAGGCAGGAGCGCCGCUACGGAGGUGCUCAUGGCGACGACACUGGAGGAACCUCCCACGGGACCCCCGAGGAAUAUGAAGGAUGUGACCGAGGCAUAUGCGCCUGCUGACUGCUGUUAA
Hyalella azteca is the source of this 656-nucleotide messenger RNA. Its product is annotated as Down syndrome cell adhesion molecule-like protein Dscam2. NCBI's taxonomy places the organism in Eukaryota, Metazoa, Arthropoda, Malacostraca, Amphipoda, Hyalellidae. The transcript is spliced from 5 exons. Gene Ontology annotation, molecular function: protein binding. The record is from RefSeq and is a predicted model, not a curated record. The annotation marks the transcript as partial.